AUGCAGGCAAACGCGCCAACAGACGAUCUCGAAUUGACAAAUCUUCAGCAAGCUGAAUAUCAGGACUUGUCAUCGAGGUUGGAGAUGUCCGAUCGACGCACAUUCCUUGAGACAAUCAAAGAAAUUGCUUCUUCAAUCAAAAAACUUUUGGAUGCCACAAAUGCAGUUAUGCAAGUAGUCCAUCCGAGCGCUCAACUCUGUAUCAAUUUCGGCAAAUCAGCUGAUUUUUCAAACAACGCUGUUGAUAAAAACGAUAAGAGAAAAAAUGAGAAGGGUUAG
Gongylonema pulchrum is the source of this 279-nucleotide messenger RNA. The record is from the annotation of a GenBank genome assembly. NCBI's taxonomy places the organism in Eukaryota, Metazoa, Nematoda, Chromadorea, Rhabditida, Gongylonematidae.